Messenger RNA from Adelges cooleyi (spruce gall adelgid), 917 nucleotides. Its product is annotated as dnaJ homolog subfamily C member 30, mitochondrial-like. The transcript is spliced from 2 exons. The record is from RefSeq and is a predicted model, not a curated record. Bases 227 to 829 code for a protein of 200 amino acids. Lineage: Eukaryota; Metazoa; Arthropoda; Insecta; Hemiptera; Adelgidae.
UAAUUUUUAUCAUUUUAUGUAGUUUUAAACUUCAUAAAAUGAAUUUUUAGAGAAAGAAUUUUUAGAUUUAUAUUAUGUUUUGUUGACAACAUUCUAAAACUUUAUUACAAGACAAGGUGAAAACAACUUUCUCUAACCAAAUAUUUGUUUUACUUAAAACUACUAGUAUUGCAAAAUUUAAAUGAACAUUUGACCCUUGUAAGUUUAAAGCUGUUUUGCUAUUAACAUGUGGACGGUGAGCAAGGCUCUUUUAAGAAACAACAAUUUGAUUAAAAUACAUGUAGCAAACAAAACUCAUUAUGAAGCUUUAAAUUUACCCAAUACUGCCACUCAUAAGGACAUUAAAGAUGCGUAUUAUCGGUUAUCAAUGAUGUACCAUCCUGACAAAAAUAAAGGCUGUGAAAACGCUACUAAACAGUUUCGUGAUAUCACAGCUGCAUAUGAAAUAUUAGGAAAUGCACGCCAAAGAAGACUGUAUGAUCUUGGAUCAAAUAUAGAUCCCAUACCACUAAAGCAUCACUCACAACAGCCUUUUAAACAUAUGAACUCUACAAAUCAAGUAGAAAAAACACACAAUACUAAUCAUAGCUAUAAUUUUGACCAAUGGUCCAGAAGUCAUUACUCAACAAUUGUCAAACGAAAGAAUGAAAGUGAACAAUGGGUCAAGUAUACUAAAAUGACCAAUCAAUAUAGGGAUCAUCAAAAUUUAAUUUCAGUUACCGUUAUAGCUAUUAGUUUAGGAUUGUUUAUAUUAUUAAAUUUUGUAGAUUUAUUCUUGGAUAACAAAAGUGAUUAUGAUAAUGUUGAUCAACAUGAGAAAAGAAAGUGAGAUUGUUAAUAAAAGUAAGUUUGUUAUUUGUUUGUCCAAAAAUGUAUUGUAUAUAACAUUAACUAUAUAAAUUGUUAGUUUUAAACAA